Messenger RNA from Xyrauchen texanus (razorback sucker), 3149 nucleotides. RefSeq names its product protein Jade-1-like. The record is from RefSeq and is a predicted model, not a curated record. The coding region runs from base 657 to 3149 and encodes 830 amino acids. Lineage: Eukaryota; Metazoa; Chordata; Actinopteri; Cypriniformes; Catostomidae. Gene Ontology annotation, cellular component: histone acetyltransferase complex. Gene Ontology annotation, biological process: regulation of transcription by RNA polymerase II. The transcript is spliced from 12 exons.
UAUGGAAAGAAGCCGCUCACUUUUUUCUUCACGCUCGCUACUUGAUGGACAUUUUAAAACUUGACAGGUAUUGUGAAAGGUUUUCGCUGCUUGUUUUUUCCGCCGUGUGUGAUGCUCGAGUGCAGAAAUAGGCUUUUCACCCUUCGCUGGUAACGAUUUUUUUUUGGUACGUCAUUAAUAUGGCGCCAAAAGAGUUAUAAGUGUUGCUUAUAUAGAGAAAAUCUAGCCAGUUAGCUCUCCCUCACCUCUCCCUGUCUGGUGUACGCAGGGAGAAAAUCACCUUUGGACAAACACAACAUGUAAGACGCCUCACUUGACAGAUAUUUGAACUGGAUUUAGACGCUCGUCUCAAUUCAAAAUGGUUUUGGAAAUUCAAACCGAUGUGUCGUCACGACAGUCGAUCAGUUAGAGCACUUCACUUUGCAGGAUCGUGAGGAAAAUACUCAAACAUUUUUCGGAUGACGAACCAAUAACCGUUGUCACAAGUGAGGAAACAACAAUUUUAGGAAGUCUGCAGAGAACUGCGUAGGAGGCCAUCGGCUCGGCACUGUUGUGGAUUAAUUACAUCGGCCGUCAGGAAGUUUUAAUCGGGCUGCGGAGGGGAAAUCAUCUGCCGUGCUGCUGUCACAUGCAUAUAGUGAGGUGAAGUGAGGUACAUGUGCUUGGCCUCAAAUGAUCUCCUGAUUUCGGUCCAUCUGUGUGCACCGAGGACAUCACGCCCUCUUGAGCAAACCGCAAACAAGAUGGAGACUGAGCUUAAGAGGAGGAAAUAUUCUACCAGCAGCAACGAUUCAGACACCACCGACAGUCAUGUGACGACCUGGUCGCGGUCGUCUAAGAACAUGGGAACCAAGAGCACAUGGAGUCGCCUUGAGCAGAAGAAACCAUCAGAGGUGUUUAGGACGGACUUUAUAACAGCCAUGAAGUUGCCUGAUUCAGCACAGUUAAGUCCAGAGGAGUUUUAUUUCCUGUCAGACCCAUGGAGGCAGGAGUGGGAGAAGGGUGUUCAAGUCCCAGCCAAUGUGGAAGCCAUUCCUGAGCCUUUGGUCAGAAUGCUUCCAAAGGCCAGUGGAAUCCCAUUCUUCUCACCCACUUUGGAUUCACGCGGGCUCACCGAACCACUUAGUCGAUAUGAUCUGGAUGAUCUGGAUGUGGCCUGGCUUGAACUGGUUAAUGCUGAGUUCAGACAAUUAGCAUUGCCAGAGCUGGAUGAAUUGAGUAUGGAGCAGGCGCUGCUGGAGCUGGAGAGCAGGUGUGAGCAGAACAUGCAGCGAGCCAUCGAGACGAAGGAGGGACUCGGCAUUGAGUACGACGAGGACGUGGUGUGUGACGUGUGCCGCUCACCCGAGGGUGAGGAUGGCAAUGAGAUGGUGUUCUGCGACAAGUGCAACAUUUGUGUGCACCAGGCUUGUUAUGGCAUCUUAAAGGUGCCGCAGGGUAACUGGCUGUGCCGCACGUGUGCCCUCGGAGUGCAGCCCAAGUGUUUGCUGUGUCCCAAGAGAAGAGGAGCCCUGAAACCCACUCGCAGUGGAACAAAGUGGGUCCACGUCAGCUGUGCCUUAUGGAUCCCAGAGGUGAGUAUCGGCUGCCCUGAGAAGAUGGAGCCCAUUACAAAAGUAUCUCACAUCCCAGCCAGUCGAUGGGCCCUAUCCUGCAGUCUGUGCAGGGAACACAUAGGCACAUGUAUACAGUGCUCCAUGCCAUCCUGCAUUGUUGCCUUCCACGUUACCUGUGCGUUUGAGCAUGGACUAGAGAUGCGCACUACACUUGCAGAGAAUGAUGAAGUGCGCUUCAAAUCAUACUGCCUGGAGCAUAGUAGUGUGUCUCAAUCCAGCAGCUGCGGGGGAAAUGCUGACAGAGCCGAAUCCCGUCACUCUGGGGUCAAUCCUUCUGAGGCAGAGCUGCAGAAGAGCAGCGAGCGCAAGCAGAAGCUGCAGGAGCUGGAAGACGACUUCUACACAUUAGUGGACCCCAAGGAUGUGGCCGAGAGUCUUUGUCUGCCCGAUGUGCACCUGGACUUCCUCUAUCAGUACUGGAAACUGCGGCGGAAGGCCAACUUCAACCAGCCUCUGGUGAGCCUGAAGAGAGAUGAGGUGGACAAUCUGGCCCAACAGGAGCAGGAUGUCCUGUAUCGCCGACUGAAGCUAUUCACACAUUUACGACAGGAUCUAGAGCGGGUCAGGAACUUGUGCUACAUGGUGACGCGACGAGAGAAGAUCAAACACUCUCUAUGCAACCUGCAGGAGAAGAUAUUUAACCUGCAGAUCCAGCUGUUAGAGAAAGACCUGACCGGAGAACAAACUCUGAGAGGUGAGAGAGGUCAUCGUAAUGGGGUCAGAGAGCGUGGGAAAGAGCGGAGAAAAAUGAGUCCAGACAAGAAAGACACAUGUAGAGUGGACAGCAACUCUCUCUUCAGACAGCUGGGUUUCUCCAAAUCGUUCCCUCUGGACGGUACACUGUUUGACAGCUGGCUGGCUCAGUCUGUCCACAUCAGCGCUGACAACAUGUUGAGCCGCUGGCCAGGAGAGACCACCGACCCGUCGUCCAGUCUGCUGUCAGACCAGCUGCUGCAAGGUGAGGAGAACCUGCUCAGCCUCAUGAUGAACCACUCCAUUAAAUCCACCUGGAAAACACCACAGCUGGGCCGGAGGGCGAGGGGCCGCAGGAAGACCAUCUCGCUUCCCCAGACCACCGUUAAAGGCAAGAUUCCAGCUGAGGGCCAGCGAGGAGAGCGAUCGCAUCACCGCCACCGUCUCACACACAGCGGCCAGGGCAAACACGACCCUCUGCUGCCUCCCUGCUCCAAAAUGGAUUCUUGCCACAUUUCAGAGGAUCAUGGCUCUUGGGAUGCAGCUGUGAGUACCGGGGCUGCAACCUCAAGCCCCUACACAGACAUCGGCAAGAGCUCGCGGGCGGCGUUGCGUCUGCCGAGACAGGGCAAGUCAGGCUUUAAAAGUAACAUGACGGCGGUCUCGCCACAGAACCGCACUGGGAACAUCAGGUCUGCACUGGACACUGAAACGGAUGGAUAUUACUCAGAUGUGGAACACAGUGACUCAGAUUUGCGCUCCAAUAGCCCAAAGUUGCGCUUGCCCCAACUGCAUGCAGGGAAUGAGGAAGUAGUGCGGCAAAGCGUACUGGCCUCUUAA